Messenger RNA from Lodderomyces parapsilosis, 780 nucleotides. RefSeq names its product sterol homeostasis protein (gene ARV1). Gene Ontology annotation, cellular component: cortical endoplasmic reticulum; Golgi apparatus. The transcript has a single exon. Lineage: Eukaryota; Fungi; Ascomycota; Pichiomycetes; Serinales; Debaryomycetaceae. The coding region runs from base 1 to 780 and encodes 259 amino acids. The record is from RefSeq and is a predicted model, not a curated record. Gene Ontology annotation, biological process: intracellular sterol transport; sterol metabolic process; regulation of plasma membrane sterol distribution.
AUGAUUUGUAUUGAAUGUGGAAAUCCCAAUAUACCGGCUUUAUAUUCUAAAUACAAGAGUCAAUAUGUUAAAUUGACCGUUUGUGAAUCAUGCAACAAGAUUUGCGAUAAGUAUAUCGAAUACGAUGCCGUCAUUUUGUUUCUUGAUAUUCUACUUUUGAAAAAGGCAGCUUACCGACAUCUAUCAUAUAAUGUGACCGAAUGGCAAAUCAGAAACCAUACGGGUUGGAGCUUAAAGUAUCAAAAUUUGAUUCGAUUAGUCACUUUGAUUAUACUAUUUGAUGUGUACUUAACUUGGGCAACGUAUGAAAAGAGUCAAUUUGGUCAACAAGAUGAUGAUUAUGGGAUGAUGCAAUUGAUACUACGACAGAGUUUGAUUGAUCAAUACUCGUUUUUUAUUGCUGUCAUCAGUUUACGUCAUGUGAUAUUCAACGUCAUGAUGCAAUUGAUUUUACGAUGGCAGUAUGGAUUUGGAAAUGAGCAAAACACCGUGAUAUCUCGAUAUGAUCAAUGGGGAUACACAACUGCAGUACUUCUAUUAACAAUUAUGACGUCUGGGUCGGUAAAAUUAUUUCGUAUAUUGACAUUGAUUUGGCCGUACGAUAUUUCAAUACCAUAUCGAACAUUUGAUGUCAUUGGAUUCAUCUAUGUUAUUGAAGCGUUGCGUGUGGUGACAGGAUUGUCGUAUACGAAGGUAAUAGCAACGGUGCUGGUGUCGUCGUUAACGCUGUACCUAGCAAUCGCGUGGUUCAAGCAAUUUUUGUUAAGGUAUUUAAUUUGA